Messenger RNA from Felis catus (domestic cat), 6523 nucleotides. RefSeq names its product putative vomeronasal receptor-like protein 4. NCBI's taxonomy places the organism in Eukaryota, Metazoa, Chordata, Mammalia, Carnivora, Felidae. Gene Ontology annotation, biological process: G protein-coupled receptor signaling pathway. Gene Ontology annotation, cellular component: membrane. Gene Ontology annotation, molecular function: pheromone receptor activity. The record is from RefSeq and is a predicted model, not a curated record.
UUUCUUUUCUUUUCUUUUUCUUUUUCUUUUUUGUCUCGUCUUUUAAAUUUAUGUUCAUUAAUGUACCCGAGCGUUUCAACAGUUCAGAAGUGAGCGCAUUUCCUGGGGCAGAGGAGAAAGUACUGGUAAGUUUCCGGCAUGGGGCAGGGGUUGCUCCUUCUGGUUUCUCUUUCCUGGCGGACAAUAUUCCCUGGAGCGUACAGGUCGGCCCUGGUUCUCCACGCUUCUAUGGGAAUGCUGUGCUUCGUCCCAGGAAGCGUGAACAUGGUAAAUAUUUAGCUACUUGUGAUGUGAAAUUCCGUAGAAACAAAAACUAGUUUAUUCCUUGUCCACCACUGCGCCCCCAGCACCCAGCACAGGUUGACCUGCACUAUUCGCUGAAAAUUCACUCGCGGAACGAAUAAACGAAUGAACAACCGCGACAACGCAGGGAAAGAGCGGCAGGCGUCUCACGCCAGCAGCGGACCGGGGCGCCUCUUUGCUCCGCGCCCUGGGAGCGGCGGAUGCAGCGCGUCGUGGACGCUCAUCCCGUUGCCAGGCGACAACGUAAGUCAGGAAUUCGCGACUGCGCGCGCGCACGGGAGCUCCGAGGAGACGCUACUCGCGCCUCCCGAGCCGCGCCAGGUGUGCGCACGCGCGUGCGCGCCCGCCGCGGCCCCGGCCUCCGGUGGCGGCGGAGGGACCCACAGGCGCUGGCGGCCGGGUACCGCGUCAACGAUUCGGGUGCCUCGCGUCCGGGAGAUCCGGGAUUCAGAGCCCAGCUCCUCCGAGAACAGUGCCACUGUUAGCAAGAGUCUCAGCUUGGAUCUCAGAGAGGUGGAAGGAAACUCACCUCCCCACUAAAACACAGUGUGCAUAGGAGGAGCGUGGUGACUCCUGUCCUCUCCGGAUCAUGCUUGUGACGCGCGCAGAAAACAGAAUCUCCAUCCCAGCCACCCUUUGUUAGAUGCCUGUGCAUAAAGGACACCGCGAGAAAGAAAGGAAAGAGACUUCUAUGUGUCCAGGAGCCGGUCCCCAUUCUGAUUCACAGCCUUGGAACUUAGGGGAGGCGAGGAGGGGGCCAGAAAAAUGGGAAAGGCUGGAUACAGAAGCCUGGCUGUUGUUCAUAUUCCCGCGGCACAACCUUCCUGUUAAUACAAUUAAGCCUCAUUAAGACUGAGAACAUUUCUGAGCCACACACUUGUAAUUGUGGAGGGAGACGCACAGCUAUACUUCAGGGACCGAGAUUCCGCCGAGGGUUUUCUCCGCCCGAGCGGGCUGACAACUUUGGAAAUUGAGGUCUCUGUCAGGGUGUAUGUUUGCCAAGAGCUCCUCAAACCCAGAGGGUACAAAUAUGGCUUCGCGGGUUCACCUGCCAGAAGGACCGACCUAGAACUUGACCGCACAGCAGGUGCCGGGUGAGCACAGCUGACCGGUUCCUCCAGUUCGCCCUGCGCCCUACAGAGUCCGCCUCGGAGGCAGGGACGUCGCUUCUCUCUGCGACCAAGUGAGGGAGCUCCCGAGAGGGCUCCGGGAGCCUGACCGCCCUGACCCGUCGGACCUUUCCCAGGUACGUGCCAGGGCCAGAAAGCGGGUGGGGCCGCUUUCCGCAAAAGUGCCUCCAGACGCGUUUGGGUUCGGGCUCUGGUACCACAAGACACUCCGCGGUGGGCCCCCACAUCGGGCUCCCGCUCUCUUUUAGCCAGAAAGCAAGCAGGUGUGAGGGUAGUUCGGGUUUCCAGGAACAACUCUUUCUUCGGCCUCCACGCUCACCCGUGUUACGACUCUGUCGGCCCCAUCAGCGUUUACAACAUCUGUACCCGCGUCUGGUGCAUCUGUGUUCGGCGGCUGAGCUGGCCUUGUCUCAGCCAGCGUGCUGCUAAUCCCCAAGUGCAUGCGUUUCACUGCGAGCUUGUGUUCCCACCUGCACCCUGCGGCCUCCCCGUCUAUCAUACGUUCUACUGCAGGUGUAUGUCAGCUUCGCCCCUGGGCUUGCGGGGGGCACCUCUUAACAGCCACCAGGGUGGCCGUUGCAGUGGCUGUUGCCGAAAUCCCACUUCUUCAUUGCAGGGUUGCCGGGUCGGGAGGUGGGGGCCCGGGGCAAUCCCCUGCAAUUGGACCCUGGGGGUCUGUAGCCGAAAGCGCUGAUCUCAUCUGUUAGUUGAGAACACGAGCCGACAGGGAUGCGCCUCCUUGGCUCAGCGGGUAGGUGUUAGGUCCGGAAGGGGCUCUACGCACCCGUCUGAAGGGAAAAGGUGUCUGGGAAAAUCGUUUCCUUCGACAUUUCCCAAAACGAAUCUGGGAGGACACCGUCCCUCCCUCCUCUGCCAGGGUUCGGUCGGAAACGAAGAGGAGCGGCUGACUGGGUGACACAGACACCGGUCCCAACUCUGACUCAGAGUUUGAAAUUUGGGGAAGAUGAAAAGAAGGCUGCAAACUUGGGAGACUCUGGGUCGAGAGAAGCAAAACCAAACGGGAACCUAUUUGAUGAGGACACGGCGGGGCGCUGAGCUGUGCUGAGUGCAGUCACUGUAACAGAUUCCAGGGCUUUGACUAAACAGUGAAUCUGUUCUGACUCCAGAAGGUUGGCUCAGGUGCUGUUCCUGCCAUCAGGCGGGCCGUUCAUUUCACGAGGUGCGAGGCGGUUGGGAUCCUGUCACGCUUUCUCCGACAACGUGGCGCAGGCCUCGGUCUCCCCACGUGUCCGUGGGGGGGAGGACGCGGGGGCCCAAAGGCCACGACCAAGGUCCCCGGGUCGUGAGGCCUCCUGGUGCCAAACCCGGACACAAGCCUAAGUUCACGCAGCUCGUGCUGCCAGACGCCUUCCGGGCCACGGUCGUCCGAGCCCUUAAGGACUGGGAGCGUAGGGAGCGGGGUGAAGGCCUAUGGGCCGCCUUUCCAAGCACACAGGGCCCGUGCAAGCCCCGCGGUUCAGCCAGACCUCCUGGUUUAUGUUGUCUGGGGAAGCGGUCAGCAGUGUUCUAGCCACUUCUGGGCGAAAAGGGAGGUGGGAGAGGUUGGGGGCGAGAGCGUGCAUUUUCACCCAGGCGCCAAGGGGGCCGGCGGGCUGGGACUGACAGCCGGCGCCUCAGUUCCCUUGUCAACCAGGGCGGGAGGACAGCCGUGGGACAGCUGACCGCCCGAUUCCCUGCAAACACGGAUUCCCCCAGGGCUCUUGAGCGAGUGUGACCGGCGCCAUCACCCUUCGUGGCUGUGCUUCCUCUUUUCCUACCCAAGCGGCCCCAGCCCACUUGGCUACCCUGCCCCCCCCGGGGGGUCCCUACUUCCUAACCGCCCCUGUCUCAGGACAGCACCCAGUUCCUCGUUAGCUGGCUUCUCCUAUCCGCCCCCUCCGGGGCGCCGGUAACACGCCCUGAAGGGACCCAGGCCUCCCCUGGGGUCUCCUCGUGUCCUCAGCGGGACUCAGACCUCCUGUGCAGACCCCUGCCCCCCUGCCGGGCAGCAUUCCAAGGUCCCCCCACCCCCCCACCCCCGGGCCCUGCCCAGACUGCAUCAGGUCCCAUCAGAGCUUGUCCAGCCCACGGACCGUGUCUGCACGUCUCUGGCUGAUCCGGCUUUAAAAGUUGGGGUCCCAUCUCCAAAGGCUACGCCGUCUGAUUUGGUGUUGCAACUAGGAAAACCCGGUGAAAACUUGCAAGCAGUGAAGUCACAGACUCAGUCUGGGCUUUCAAAGACAACUCUGGAAGUAUUCAGGGCUGUGUAUCAGAGGUAUAAAGAUUGGAAUCGGGAGGCACACCAGGAAAUUGUUAUCCUCGUCAGAAUGAGAUUCGUCAUGCCUGCUGAACCUCAGGGGUUCAGAUGAGACAGGCUGAAUGUGGGAGCUAGAAAAGACACUGAUGCAACGGGAGGUUUUCAGGCUCUCGUGUGGGGACGUGGGGCGGUGAGCCAGACCCACAUUUCCUGGGGGUGGCUGAUGGUGAUGUCACGCGAAGAACUGGAAAGCACAGGGGGACGUCCGGUUGGGGGAAAUUUUAGUUCCGUUCAGCACACGCUGGGAUCGAACGUAUCGGGGACACAUAAACUCUGGAGCACGUAGUUUGUCUUCGCCGGUGUGGAGCCAGACAACAAAAUCCGGAUUGCCACUUCAGAUUCUGUAUUCUGAUUCUCAGGAUCGCAUCCGAAGCCACAUAGAAUGACCCGCCGAGAGCGCUCAUGGGGAAAGGAAGAGAGUUCUUUGGACAGAAAUCUGCUCUGUCACAUACACCGUGACUGUCCUCUGUGCGCCGGAGGAGCCCUUUGAUGUGCAUUUUUCUUCGCAGAUCCACCUGGGCCCACAGCCUUCUUCGAAAGGCUCUUGCUGGAUUCAAAUUUCUCUGCCCUUGAAGCAAAAACAUGGUUUUGAACACUAUCCGGGCAACCAUUUUUCUCUUUCUCACCGGACCCGGCAUCGUGGGGAACAUCUCUGUGUUUGUCAAGUAUACGUGCGCUUUCUUUUCGGGCACUGCGACGAAAUCUGUACACCUUCUUAGCACCCACUUGGUUUUUACAAAUACCGUGAUACUUUUGUCCAAGGUAACGCUGAAAACAAUAGCGAUGUUUGGUGUGAGAAACGUCCUGGGCGACACGGGCUGUAAAGCGUUUGUGUUUCUGGAGAGGGUGGCCCGGGGCCUUUCGAUCUCCACCAGCAGCUUCCUCGCCGUGGUCCAGGCCACCACCAUCAGCCCCAGAGCCCCCGUGCCCGCCGGCUUCAAGCCAGCAUCCGCAAGGCACAUCCUUCCCUUCUGCCUCUUCUUCUGGGUCCUCAACUCCUUGGUCAGCAUGAACUUACUCUACUACGUCAGAAACACGAGCAGCCUAAACAGGUCACAAGCUAGCCACGGAAAUAGCUGCUCUUACGUGCUCCCAAGAAGCCAGAUCAUGAAGUGGACGUUUCCCAUCCUCAUGGCCCUGCGGGAUUUCUUGUUUCUGAGUCUCAUGGGCUGGGCCAGCGCCUAUCUGGUGCUUCUUCUCCACAAGCACCACAGGCGCGUCCUCUACCUUCAGAAAUCCAAGAUCCUCCGCCAGACCCACCCCCUCCCCCCCGAGAGAAGAGCCGCUCACAGUGUUCUCCUUCUGAUGCUUUGUUUUCUUUUAUUUUAUUGGACAGAUUGUAUUCUUUCCCUGGGCUUAAAUUUCUCCUUAGAGAAUGCUUCUUUCGUAUUAAAUAUUCAAGAAUUUCUAACUCUUGGGUAUGCAAUUCUCAGCCCGUUUGUGCUGAUUCACAGAGACGGACGUCUGGUGGACGUUGGCACUCUAAAUAAAGCUGGAACAACUCUGUUUUUUCACUGAUGCCUUCAGUAGGGUCAUUUGAAAUAACCAUUAGUCUUCCUGUGCUGUGUUUAAAAAUAAAACGGAACAUCGCUUCUGGGCCUUUUGGCUAAGAUCAAGCGUAAAAAUACAACGGACGUGGGGAACUUGAACAUAUAACAAAUAUAUUAAAGACAUAAGGGAAGUUGUUCUCAUACAAGAAACCGGAACCUUUGGUCCUGAGCUGACACAGGAGCCCGUACAACAGGGACUGAAUCUUUUUCUCAUUUUCCAUCUUGUCACCCUCAAGAAGUCACUUAAAGUCUUAUGUUGGUAGGGCACCUGCGUGGCUCAGUAAGUUAAGCGUCUGACUAUUCGGCUCGGGUCAUGAUCUAGCGGGUCAUGGGUUCGAGCCCCACGUUGGGCUCUGUGCUGUCAGCACGGAGCCUGUUUCGGGUUCUCUCUCUCUCUCUCUCUCUCUCUCUCUCCCUCCCCUGCUCUCUUUCUGUCUCAAAAUGGAUAAAUAAACAUUACCAAAAAAUUCUCAUGUUUGUUAGAUGGCUCUUUCACCACGAACACUCCAGGAGUAAGAAAUGAGCAAAGAAAGCAAUUUGGCAAAUUUAAUCAUAAUUACCAGGUAAUGUACCCUUUGUCCCAAUAAUUUCUCUUUAGAAUCUGAUCCUGUAAAUAUAAUUGUCUGCGUGAGGAUUACACUAAGAAAAAUAGACAUCCCAGAGCUGUUUUUAAAAAAACAACUUAAAUAUGCAACCAAAGAUUCUAUGUUUCUAGUCAGUUGAAAGCAUUCAUACAUCCAUAAAUAUCCAUCCUUCCAAAGGGAUGGAAUUUUAUGAAAUUCAUGAAAAAUGAAUUUUUGAAAUGAAAUUCAUGAAAAAUGAGCAAGUGCUAAAUGUGCUGAUAGAGUUUGACAUCUAUGGUAGAUUUUAAUCAAUAAAAGAAAAGCAAUUUCAGGGCAAUAGCAUUCACAUGGGAGUAAAAUGUAUUUAAUUUGGUGUUACACACACGAAGUAUCUCUGCAAGAAUGAAAAGUAACCUAGAAGAGUGGUUACCUGUUUUGAGAGAAAGCAGGUAAGUGGAGGCAUAGUAUGAAGAGUUUCAUUUUAUAUGUUUCUGUGCUCUCUGAUUUGCUACUCGUGGGAAUGUAUCUUUGUACAGGAAUAAAGAAACUAAGUUUGAAAACAAUUUGCGGUUUUAUUCCUAGACAUCAUUUGUUAGAGUCCUGGUGCCCUCACGACGCAAUCCGUCUCUUUAUUACCAAAGGGCACAAAGUAAUCUGGCU